UGAUGUUAGUACAGAGACGCGCUCACAGCGGCGGAGCGACGCUCAACUGUACAUUCAGGUCGGACCAGCUUGUGACAUCUGGGCGUGAUAGGGCCACGCGUGGCCGAGUCGUGGAGCUGGCCUUCUCCCACCAACAUCUCUGGAGGUUUCCUAACGACAGAAUCUCCCAGGACUCGGCUUUACGUACUGUGGAUCUGAUGCUUCCUGCCAUCACAAUGGAAACGGAGGCCAGUCACAUGCUGGAGGCAGCACUGGAGCAGAUAGACGACAUCAUUGCAGGUUCAAAGGCAGCAGCGAUGGAGCUCUCCACCUCGGUCUACGACCUUGGUACGCCUGUGAACGCCUAUCCGCUGCAGUUAGCCGAGGAGCUCAAACUCGCUCUGGAGGUUCAACCGAACCAGGAAGAGAGAGACAACCUCAGAGCUCAGCUGCCUCCAGAAACGGCUCAGGCUCUCAUCAACUGGCUGCAGACUGGAACUGUGAGCUGUUCUCCAGCCAAUAAUGAAACCUAUCAGGAACGACUGCUUCGACUAGAAGGAGACAAGGAAUCUCUGGUUUUACAGGUGAGCGUUUUAACCGACCAGGUAGAGGCGCAGGGGGAGAAAAUCAGAGACCUGGAAACCUCUUUGGAGGAGCACCGCCAGAAACUCGCCUCCACUGAGGAGAUGCUGCAACAGGAGCUGAUGAGCAGGACUUCUCUGGAGACUCAGAAGCUGGAUCUGAUGGACGAAGUGUCCUACCUGAAACUGAAGCUGGUCACCAUGGAGGAGACGCGAACCAACACAAACCCACAGGAUGCCGCCGACACAAAGAACAACAAAGCUGAGUGUGUGGUAAAUCUCAUCAGUGAGCUCCAGGAGCAGAUGUGCAAGUUUCAUGAAGAGAUCAGCACUCGCAUCCAGGAGAAACGAGCCCUCGAGGAGAAGGAAGCCCAGCAGGGGGACCUGGGUGGCGGCCCGGCUCAGGGCUGCGACCCUAUUGCCGGGUCCAACCCGAGCGGCGCUUCGCUGAAACGCAGUGGAGAGAGACAUACUGUGCCUGAUUUGCUUCAAGAAGUCAAACAUCUGACAAGCAAAGUGCAGGGGCUGGAGGGAGAAAAGAGCCUGUAUGAAAGGAAGCUCAGAGCCACCAAGCUCUCCAUCUCUUACUCUCUCCAUGUGUGUUACCAGUCGCUCAUGACCCAGCUGUCCAGCCUCAAGCUGACUGUGGAGCACACACAGCUGGAGAAGCAGCACUGGGAGGAGCGCUGGCGCAGCGCACAGGCAGAAAUCUCUGAGAUGCAGCAGCUUUUGGCCUCUAAAGACACAGAGAUCGAGUGCUUGCAGACCCAGCUGCUGGCCAGAGGCAGCAGCACCAACAACAAUGCAGAGAGAGAGGAAGUGUAUAUCAAGCAGCUGCUAAACAAAUACCAGGAAUACCAGAGGCUGAAGGUGGGGAUGGAGUCUUUGUUGGCUUCAAAUGAUGAAAAGGAUCGGCGUAUAGAGGAGUUGACUGUCCUGCUUGGCCAGUAUAGAAAAAUGAAGGAAGUCAUGGCACUCACACAUGGAAGUAGUGAAGAGGAGCUGAGCGGCACUCUGAAGCUAAAAGCUAUCACACACAAAGCUCAUUCUGACAUGAUCAGAUCAGAGAUUUCCUCAAGAGGAUCUUCUCCACUCAUGCUUUCUUCAUCCCCCUUUCAGAGAGAUUUGGAUUCCAGUUUCCAGAACUCAGUGGACACGUCAUUUGUAACCACUGGUUAUACAAGUCUCAUAAAUGGAUCAUUGCAUCGACACAGAUUACUCUCCAGCAGUCUUGAAGAGUUGCAAAGUGGAAGUUUCCAAAAGGCUUUAGAGAUCCAGCCAGUUGAAACUGAAUCAGACGUAGGGGCAGAGAGUCCUCAAAUGGAGCUGAGCAAGUAUCAAACUCUGCCAGGGAAACUGGGUAAAAAGAAAGAACCCAAAGAAGAGCUGAACGGCCCUAGAGGCAGAGACACCGAAUAUUUAUCCCCCGUCCAGCUCUCACCGUCCCACAGCAGAGAGUACACCCUGAUUCGGUGCAGGAGUGCCAGCGCUCCAGCUUUAGACCAUCCGGCGGAGCUUGAGGAGCGCAUGCUAUCUGAUCAGUCCCCGCUAUCCUCUGGACUGGACUCAGGACAACAGUCGCCUGUCUCUCCUGAGAAAAGGAAGAACCACAGAGGCAUUAAAAAACUCUGGGGACGGAUUCGCCGCAGUCAGUCGGGCAGCCCAGUUCAGCUUCAUGAUCCGGAGCUGGGAGACUUCAAGAGAGGAGGCUUCAGAGCGACAGCUGGGCCGAGGCUGGCCCGUCCAGGGAAAACACGAGAUCUGAAGCUGCCAUUUUCUAAGUGGAACACCGAGCAGGUUUGCGACUGGCUUGAGGACAUCGGACUCGGUCAAUAUGCCCUCCUCGCUCAGCAGUGGGUCAGCAGCGGUCAGACUCUGCUCGCGGCUGCUCCUCACGACCUAGAGAAGGAGCUGUCAAUGAAAAAUCCCCUCCACAGGAAGAAGCUCCAGCUGUCCUUAAAGAACGUCUCCAGCAAACAGCAGGAAAAAUCAGCAGAGCUCGAUUACAUCUGGGUCACUCGUUGGCUCGAUGACAUUGGCCUCCCCCAGUACAAAGACCAGUUUAACGAUGGGAGAGUGGACGGACAGAUGCUGCAGUACCUCACCGUGAAUGACCUUCUGUUCCUCAAAGUGACCAGCCAGCUGCACCAUCUCAGCCUUAAAUGUGCCAUUCAUGUGCUUCACGUCAACAAAUUCAACCCCAACUGCCUCAAACGCAGACCUGGAAAUGAGUGUGAGUUCAGUCCCAGCGAAGUGGUCCAAUGGUCCAACCACCGAGUCAUGGAGUGGCUGAGAUCGGUGGACUUGGCGGAGUAUGCUCCCAAUCUGAGGGGCAGUGGUGUUCAUGGAGGGCUAAUAAUGUUGGAGCCUCGGUUUAACUCCGACACAAUGGCCAUGCUGCUGAACAUCUCUCCUCAAAAAACCCUGCUGAGGCGCCACCUGAACACCAACUUCAAUAACCUAGUGGGGGUUCAGGCGCAGCAGGAGAAGAAGGAGUACACCGAAGCAGCAGGAUAUUCCCCACUCAGCAUCACCGCUAAAGUCAAGCCAAAGAAGUUGGGCUUCUCUAACUUGACGGGCCUCAGGAGGAGACGGACGGACGAGUCCACAGACUACAUCUGUCCCGUAGAGUCUUCCUCGCCUGAGUCGGGACAGUCUGUAGCCAACGGGGUGCAGAUGCGCCCGUACACCGGCUUCAGGGGUCUGAGUCCCAUCCUGGACCGAGAGCUCCCCCGGGACCAGAUGGUGAACGCAGAGAGCACCAUUUUAGAAAUAGAAGCUUUGUCUGAAAGCAUCAACAACCUCACAUACCUGCUGAGCCAGGAGGAGCUGCAGAAGGAGCUGAGGCGGUCACAGACGGCGCUGGUUUGAAGGAUGGGUCGUCGGUUUGCUAAUGCUGCAGAGCAUCAGAGACCUGCUGCCAGUGCGGCCCCUCAGCCGUAACUCUGCCCUGCGGAGCCGCUUCCAAUCAUAACUGCUGCUUCCUCAUGUAACACCCACAGAAAUGGACUGAAACACUGAGAAGCACUUCUUGGAUCUCAGUGAAGAGUCAAAGUUUCUUACAUUUAAAGACUUUUUGCUCCUUUUUAAUUCUAGCUGUUUAAUGCAGCCUUUAUGAAUAAUACUGACCACUGUGAUCUGUGACUGUUGUGUCAUCAGAGGGUAAACGGGUGUAGACUAGUCUGAUAACAUGCAAACAGAUGUUGAAGACCAAAAGCAGAUGGAAACACUCUAAAGUAUUUAAAAUAAACAUAAAUAUGUUCUAAUAUAACAGUUUUGUUUAACACCCACAAUCCAAACCCCACCUGCUCUUUGCUCCAUAUUCAAAGGUCACUGUCAGUUCAUGUCGCGGGUUCAAAGAUGUCCCUCCGUCUAAUUAUUCUGCUCUGAGGCGUUUUGGUCUUCCUGGGUAUUUUCCUUUCUCUGAAUUGGCUGUGUGGUAGAAUCCUAGAUCAGCAGUUUGUGAAACAUUACGACCAUCUUGUCCUGCCAACCAAGCCACAUUCAGGGUCAUUUCAGUUUCCUUUUUCUAUUCUGAUUCCGUUUAAGUUUCAGCAGGUGAACUUUUCCAUGUCUGGAUGAUCAAAUGCAAUAGACUGCUAUUCUUGUCUAAUAAACUUUCAGUACAUUCCAGCUUCA
Molecule: messenger RNA, 4199 nt
Organism: Cyprinodon tularosa
Lineage: Eukaryota; Metazoa; Chordata; Actinopteri; Cyprinodontiformes; Cyprinodontidae
Gene: ppfibp2b
Product: PPFIA binding protein 2b
Exons: 31
Coding region: 3-3431 (1142 amino acids)
Biological process (GO): neuromuscular junction development
Cellular component (GO): presynaptic active zone
Molecular function (GO): protein binding
Source: RefSeq, a predicted model, not a curated record